CAUUUCAAAUGCUGAGCCAAAACCAGCCGACCCCGAGAAACUUAAACUCGAAAAAUCAAUCAUUAGGUUAGAGAAAGAAAUAAAAAAAGCAGUAAAGGAUUAUAAUAUUAUCGAUUUUGGGCAGGCGGAGAAUAAUAAACUUCACGCUUUCAAAAAAAAAAUCCAAGAAAUCUGUAAAAAAACGGAAAAUUUAUUCGGAAGAGAAUUUCGUGGAGACUCGCCAAUUGUUUGGCUGAAAAAUAUUGAUAAGAUUACUGAUUCAGAACUAAAAAAGGAACUUUUAAAAGUGGUUGACCCAAGUCAAAAUACUAACUUAGGAAAAUUAGAAAAGCCGAUUGAUUUAUCCCAAUUUACUCUGGUGGCUACCACUUCCAAAAACUCGCCCCAAACUGUCGAAUGA
Molecule: messenger RNA, 400 nt
Organism: Ambispora leptoticha
Lineage: Eukaryota; Fungi; Glomeromycota; Glomeromycetes; Archaeosporales; Ambisporaceae
Source: the annotation of a GenBank genome assembly